Dipodomys spectabilis (banner-tailed kangaroo rat) is the source of this 1007-nucleotide messenger RNA. RefSeq names its product forkhead box L1 (gene Foxl1). Bases 1 to 948 code for a protein of 315 amino acids. NCBI's taxonomy places the organism in Eukaryota, Metazoa, Chordata, Mammalia, Rodentia, Heteromyidae. Gene Ontology annotation, biological process: cell differentiation; regulation of transcription by RNA polymerase II; anatomical structure morphogenesis. The record is from RefSeq and is a predicted model, not a curated record. The transcript has a single exon. Gene Ontology annotation, molecular function: DNA-binding transcription factor activity, RNA polymerase II-specific; RNA polymerase II cis-regulatory region sequence-specific DNA binding.
AUGAGCCACCCGUUCGGGCCCCGGCCGGCCGCGCUGGCCGCCGCGCCCCUGCUCUACCUGUACGGCCCCGAGCGGGCCGCGCUGCCCCUGGCCUUCGCCCGCGCCGAGCCCCCGCAGAAGCCGCCCUACAGCUACAUCGCGCUCAUCGCCAUGGCCAUCCAGCACGCGCCCGGGCAGAGGGUCACGCUGAGCGGCAUCUACCGCUUCAUCAUGGAGCGCUUCCCCUUCUACCGCGACAACCGGCAGGGCUGGCAGAACAGCAUCCGCCACAACCUCUCGCUCAACGACUGCUUCGUCAAGGUGCCGCGCGAGAAGGGCCGGCCGGGCAAGGGCAGCUACUGGACGCUGGACCCGCGCUGCGCCGACAUGUUCGAGAACGGCAACUACCGGCGCCGCAAGCGGAGGCCCAGGCCGGGCCGCGCCGAGCCGCAGCCGGAGCCGGGGAGCGCGCGGGGCGCUGGGGCACAGCCCGAGCCCGAGCCGGCCGGCGCCGCGCGGCUCCCCGGGCCCGCGCGCCCCCGGACCCGCCCGGAAGGCCCCCGGAGCCCGACGCCCCUCCUCGGGUCGGACCCGGAGCCCGGCGCGGGGGCUGCGGCUGGGGAGGUCCGCGCGCUGGCGCGUCCCGUGUCCCCUCUGCGCCCCGACUCCCGCAGCUCCCCCAAGAGCUGCGACAAGUCCACGAGCUUCAGCAUCGACAGCAUCCUGUCCGGGAGGCAGGGCCAGAAGCCGGCCGGCCGGGGUGAGGCCUUGGGGGACGCCAAGCCCGGGUCUGGAGCGCCCCCGGGGGUCACCUCGCUUCUGGCUGCCGGCCCCGGGCUCUGGCCACCAUUCAACGCCUCCCUGAUGCUCGACCCGCACGUCCAGGGUGGCUUCUACCAGCUGGGGAUCCCUUUCCUCUCCUACUUCCCGCUGCCAAUCCCUGACGCCACCCUGCUGCCCUUCCAGUGAAGCCCCGGGGGGCCGGGCUCCUUCCUGCCCAGGCCCGGGGCCCACCGGCUGGACGCCAG